Molecule: messenger RNA, 3247 nt
Organism: Sorex fumeus (smoky shrew)
Lineage: Eukaryota; Metazoa; Chordata; Mammalia; Eulipotyphla; Soricidae
Gene: ALDH3A2
Product: aldehyde dehydrogenase 3 family member A2
Exons: 12
Coding region: 79-1599 (506 amino acids)
Biological process (GO): aldehyde metabolic process
Cellular component (GO): cytoplasm
Molecular function (GO): aldehyde dehydrogenase (NAD+) activity
Source: RefSeq, a predicted model, not a curated record
GGUGGGCAGUUAGUCGGCGGGUUCCGCGGGCGCUGGGUGGCUGGCGGCAGCGGCGGCGACGCGGCUCAGAUCGAGGCCAUGGAGCGCAGAGUGCAGCAGGUUCGCGACGCGUUUCGGUCGGGCCGCUCGCGGCCCCUGAAGUUCCGGCUGCAGCAGCUCGAGGCCCUGCGGAGGAUGGUCCAGGAGCGCGAGAAGGACAUCCUCGCGGCCAUCCGCGCCGACCUGGGCAAGAGUGAACUCAAUGCGUACAGUCAUGAAGUUAUUACUAUCCUUGGGGAAAUUGAUCUUGUGCUGGAGAAGCUUCCUGAAUGGGUUACUCCUGAACCAGCUAAGAAGAAUCUGCUCACCAUGAUGGAUGAGGCCUAUGUUCAACCUGAACCCCUGGGAGUUGUUUUGAUUAUUGGAGCUUGGAACUACCCCAUUGUUCUCACCAUUCAGCCUCUCAUAGGAGCCAUUGCCGCAGGGAAUGCAGCAAUUAUCAAGCCUUCUGAACUAAGUGAAAAUACAGCCAAGGUCUUGGCUAAGCUGCUUCCUCAAUAUCUAGAUCAGGAUCUGUAUGUUGUUAUUAACGGUGGUGUGCCGGAAACUACAGAACUUCUGAAACAGCGGUUUGACCACAUUCUUUAUACUGGAAACACUGCAGUUGGAAAAAUUGUCAUGGAAGCUGCUGCCAAGUAUCUGACUCCUGUCACUUUGGAACUGGGAGGGAAGAGUCCAUGCUAUAUUGACCAAGAUUGUGACCUGGAUGUUGCCUGCAGACGCAUAGCCUGGGGGAAGUACAUGAAUUGUGGUCAAACCUGCAUUGCUCCUGACUACGUUCUCUGUGAACCAUCCCUCCAGAGUCAAGUCGUGCAGAAGAUUAAGGAGACUGUGAAGGAAUUUUAUGGAGAAAAUAUUAAAGAAUCUCCUGAUUAUGAAAGAAUCAUCAAUCUUCGUCAUUUUAAGAGGAUACAGAGUUUGCUUGAAGGACAAAAGAUAGCUUUUGGUGGGGAGAUGGAUGAAGCCACACGCUACAUAGCCCCAAUAGUACUUACUGAUGUUAAUCCUAAAACCAAGGUGAUGCAAGAAGAAAUUUUUGGGCCAAUUCUUCCAAUAGUGCCUAUCAAGAAUGUAGAUGAAGCCAUAAACUUUAUAAAUGACCGUGAAAAGCCCCUGGCAUUAUACGUAUUUUCUCGUAACAAUAAGCUCAUCAAGAGGAUGAUUGAUGAAACCUCCAGUGGCGGGGUCACAGCCAACGAUGUCAUCAUGCACUUCACACUCAAUUCUUUACCCUUCGGAGGAGUUGGGUCAAGUGGAAUGGGAGCUUAUCACGGAAAACACAGUUUUGACACCUUUUCUCACCUACGUCCCUGUUUAUUGAAAAGCUUAAAGGGAGAAAGUGCUAACAAACUUAGAUACCCUCCCAAUAGCCAGUCAAAGGUGGAUUGGGCCAAAUUUUUUAUCCUGAAACGGUUCAACAAAGGAAAACUUGGUCUUCUGUUCCUCGCCUUCCUGGGCAUUGUGGUGGCUGUGCUCAUCAAGAAAUACCAACCUGUGCUGAAGAGAAAGGCCCUGUUGAUUUUUCUGGCAGUUCACAGACUGUGUUUUCCAGUAAACUGAGAUGAACAGCAGAUGUCAGAACCCAGUUCUGUCUUUUAAGAGCGAGGCUGGAUAUUACUGAAGAACGAUCCUCUUCAACUUCCUACUUGCCUCUACCAGAUUAUUCCUCUAUUAAUGAAGCAGCACUUCUUAAUCUUAUCAAGAAUUGUUAGAAAAUAUGCAAGUUGCACUAUCAUUAAGUCUACGAGUCAUUGCCAAUCGCUUAUUUUUCAAACCUUGCCCUUUAAUAAAGUCCCAGUAUAGUAAGGAAACCUGGAGAAUCUCUCCCAGGUUGUGUUUCCUAGACCUUAAAGCUUUGGGUUAGGAUUGGGCAGGCACUCUGUUAAGCUAAAUCAGAGUUCUUUGGGGUGGGGGAUGGGGCGGUCUUAGCUAAAGGAGUCUUAGCUGCCCAGUGGCUUGUCUCUCUAGUUCAUGGAACACAGGCAUCGCCACUCCUCCCACCCACAUCUCCUCUGCUGUCCUCAUUAUUCUCUGUGAAGCGUUUAAGAGCCCAGGCCUCCCCACAGUGGCCAAUCGUCUUCUCCAUCCAGCAGGGGAAGCGAGAUCUUCCUCUUCUGCCUGAAGCUUAGGGGAAGUGAUGAGAUGGGGGGUGCUCUAUCUGACCACUGGGACUUGAGGACUAGACCUCCAGGAGUUGGCCCAUCUCACCUGUGAUGUUUCUUCUCCCUCCAUUCUCUGACCUGUAUUUGGUUUGUGACAGUCUCUGGGACUGUCCAUUGGGUCCUUUGUGACUAAUACCUCUCAGCACCUUGUAAAUCCUAGGGCUUACUUGAAGUAGUCACCAGUUUUACACAAGAUUAAUUUUUAUUCUUAAUGGUGUAGGAGUUGUAGAAUUUUUUUAUCUUAUAAAAUCUAGCUAGCAUUUAAAAAUAUUUUUCAAUAAUACUUUUUAUGAUACUUGUAUAAUAACACUUAUCUCAGGACCCUAAAGUUGUACGUUUAUAGAUCUUUAAAGCUAAAUCUUUUGUUUAUUUCUGUAGCACAGUGCAACUAAAUUUCACGUUUUUAAACUUCAGCGAAAUCCCUUUCUGAAUAAAUUCAGCCUAUAGAACUUGAAAGUAAGCCAUUUCUUAUGGACAAGAAAGAGCCCUUGGAUAAUCAAGACUCUGGAGCCUGAGGUCCUUACAGGGUUGACAGUGGAUCGUUGGAGAAGCUGGAGAAUUGUGAGCUACAGUGACUGACCAUGUGGAGGGGCUGGAGGACACUGGACAAGGUGCUCCUAAAUGUGGCCAAGACCUGAGGUGCUUUGGCUCAGAGGAGAAGCGAUGAAACCGCGUGAGUCCAGCCUUCCUGCUGGUGAGUGACCGUGUGACUUCUGACUGAACGGAACUGCCCCGGCACCUAACCUCUGAUCUAUACAAGCAGAUUGAGUCCACUUAGACAGUGGAUUCACUUUUUAGAACGUACGAUCAUUCAAAUGGAAUGAGUUUGUUGUAUUAAGGCUGCCUCUAUGUAUGUCUUUAUCACUGUAUGAGAUGCCAAGAAUUAAUCAUUUGAACUGUGAUUUUAUCCAGUUAACUAGUUACAAAAUAUUUUAGACAAUUUUAAGUGGGACUUUCCAUGUAGUAUAUUAAAUUGUACAUUAUAUGAAGUAAAUUAUGUACUUGUUUAUUAAUAUAUUCUGCUCAAAAUAAACAGUUGUUACGCA